This is a messenger RNA of Meloidogyne enterolobii, 2538 nucleotides long. The record is from the annotation of a GenBank genome assembly. Lineage: Eukaryota; Metazoa; Nematoda; Chromadorea; Rhabditida; Meloidogynidae.
AUGGAAGAAAAAUUGAAGCAAUUAUUGACCGACAAAUCUGCUGUUGAAGACAAGGAUAUUUCUACCUUGUUUAAGAUCUUUCAAAUCGAACCUUCAACUUCUCAACGUUCAAUAUGUUUACAACUUGAAUCUGCAAAGGAUGUAAAGGGAACAGUUCAAUUAAUUUGUUCAAAUGCUACAGGAGACCAUUUUUUUGUCGAUUUAUUAAUUGCACAAUUCUCAAAUAGAAAUAAUUCUGAAUUUGUCUCGUUUGUUUCAAAAACUGCAAACAAACCAUCGAUGCGAGCAGUAUGUCAACGGAUAAGUUCAAUUAUGGAAAAAUGCAGAAAAGAUGAAGAUCGCAAAUUAGAAAGUCGAGUUGUUUUGCUUGUUUCAUUAAUCGCUUCAUGUUCUUCUUUGCGUAUUUCAAACGAUGAAAGCCGUCAAUGGGUCUCAUUUUUGGCUAAUAAAACAAACACUGACGAUGUGUCGCUCAAAAUUGCGCUAGCCACAAUUUUGGCAUCUCCAAAUUUAAUGCUGGACCAAGUGUCUUUCCGUGAUGAAAAAAUUGGAAAAAGUCUGAGUUCGUUCUUUUCUUACCUCCAUUCACUCAUUCAAAAGCCUGAAUAUGCCCCUCUCAGCAAUGUAAUGAUUCUUAUUUAUGUACAUUUGGUUACUGAUAAUGCUGAAGAUUUGUCAAUAUUGCUCUCUAAUAUACUCGGACAUAAAGUCCCAAAAACUCUCUCAAAACAACCUUUUGUCAAAGAACUCUAUAUUGGGAAUGCAAUAAAUCAACAAGAUGUUGCACAAAAAGCAGCUAAUAUAAACAUAACAAAACGUUUGAAUGCAACAAUGUCUGGAUACUUGCCUGUACAUUGUAUUUGUGCGAUGCUACAUUGGCGUUCUUUUUCGAAAUAUAGUACUUCAAUAAAUGAAUGGGUCAAAACACAAAUGCUUGAAUGUCAUACACCUAUACAUCCAAUAGUGCCACAUUUACUAGAAAAUUUUGCUAGUAGUUGUAUUCCAUCAGAAACAUAUCCUCAUUUUAAUCAAUCAAUUGAUGAACAAUUUUUUCAGGAAAUUUUUUCUGGUGAAAUUUUUGAUGAUUCCAAGCUUGUUAUCCGAAUACUUUCACUCGCUUUUCUUAUUUCUUUUACUUUCAAAUUGGAUUCGUCUUCAAAUAAGGAAGGAGGAACAAUUAAAACACCCAAAGCUUAUAGUCAAUCAUUAUGGAAAUCUAUUCCAAUUCGUUAUUUGUUAAUUGUGGCAGAUAUGAGACAUUCAGACUUUCAACACAUUCGGCUAAUGUUACAGAGAUAUUUGGUAUUAAGCCUUCCCCAUCUACUUCCAGAGCAAAUACAUUUUGACUCGUUUAAAGGCCAAACUACACAUAUUUUUACUCGUGGAAAGAGAGGUAUCGUCCCCGUUUCUGAAUUCAAUUGUGCCUUGGAAGAUGCAACCAACGGACGUGGAUUCUUUAAACUUUCAAAAUUAACUGAUUUAUUGUUUAAUCUGCCAAUUCAGUCACAAAUGCCUCAUUUUGAAAAUAUUUUGCAAGCGAUGACUGUAUCGUUGGAUGAAGAGCGUUGGCCACGUGCAUUAGUAGAAAAAUUGGAACUUUUGUGGGAACGUUUUGAUAGCGUUCUCCCUCGCCGUCUACACGAAGAUACAAUCCGUUUAUGGCUCAAAUCUCCUCAAGCUUCACAAAUUCCAAAUUUAGAUGAUCGGGACAACGAUUUUAUUAUAUCGCAUACUCCAUUAAUUUUAUUCAGAGCGGACUCUCGUGUUUUUAAAAGUCCACCACAUUUAAAAUGUUUUUGCCGUUUAUUAGCUUUUUAUUUGGCUGCAAGUAGAGAUGCAAAUUAUCUUAAAUUAACGAGGGCAAUUGCUUAUAAUACGAAAAGUGAAAUGGCAGAAAAAGAAGAAUUACUUCGUUCAUUCAUUGGAACACAGCGUUUAGCUGUAGUUCAAGUAUUUAUUGAAUUGUGUGAUGGAAACCCCAAAGAUAUACCUAAUUUGGAAGAAAUUCAACAAAUUUUAUGUUCACAAAUACAUCAAUUUUUUAUUGCAGAUACUCAUUUGCCUAAAUUAGUUCAUUUUAAUAUGUACCCAUUAAGAUUAAUACCAGUUAUAGUCAAAAAAGUUCCUUCAACUCAUGUUUUAAUUAAUUCUAUAAAUGAACUUCUUACUGGAGGAAAUUUGGAAAGGCGUAUUUUUACUAUUGUUUUGAUGACUGAAUUGUUGGAAAAUUACAAAAUUCCACCGGCUUUUGCUGCCUUAACUCUAAUAUCUGAUUUAUUGGACACUUUAAUCUCAAAUAUUAUCAAUGAAGAAUUUAUUAUUUUAAUGUUAAAUAUAACAAAUUCAUUGGCACGUUUAAUAAUGCUUUCACCCUUCCAUGCAGAACAUUUUUUGGCAACAAUUUAUAGAACAAGAAAAUUAGCAUUAAAUAGGCUUGCAUUAUAUACAAGUUAUACAAAAGCUAGAAUAUCCCCGGAACAAAAAUUAAUUGAAAUGAUAGAUAAGGUUUUAGAAAAAUUACCUAAAUUACCUGAAUAA